This is a messenger RNA of Fusarium sp. VM40, 1506 nucleotides long. The record is from the annotation of a GenBank genome assembly. NCBI's taxonomy places the organism in Eukaryota, Fungi, Ascomycota, Sordariomycetes, Hypocreales, Nectriaceae.
AUGCGACUCCUUACGUCGGUCAUCUCAGUCUCGCUUGCUGGAGGGUUAGCACAAGCCAAUCAUGUUGAGCCUCGAGAUCUUGUUGUCUACGACACGGUCAAAGUAGCUUGUUCGGAGCUUCAAGACAGUUAUCCUAAAUUGACGCUGUUUCCGAACACCACGGACUACGACGAUGAGGUCAUCAACACCUGGGAUAAGCGCGCCAACUUAAUCCCCGGGUGUAUCUUCCGCCCAACAAAGGACACCCAAGUUGCUAAGGCACUUUCCAUCUUCCACCGAAACAAGGCCGAAUUUGCGGUCCGCGGAGGCGGUCAUUUGCCUUAUCCCGGCUCGAACAGCAUCAAUGAUGGUAUCCUCGUCGUGCUCGCCGGCCUGAAGGAGACCAAGGUGAAUCUUAGCAAAGGCACUGUCGAAGUCGGUGGCGGUUGUGUCUGGAACGAUGUAUAUAAAGCACUCGGACCUUAUGGGCUGUAUACGAACGGCGGUCGACUCAAGACAAUCGGUGUUCCCGGUCUGACCUUGCUCGGCGGAGUCCACUAUUUCCUCAACAAAUAUGGCUUCACGAUGGACAGCGUAGUUAACUACGACGUUGUCCUCGGAAACGGUACAAAAGUCCAAGCGAACCGGAAACAACGCCCCGACCUCUUCUGGGCCUUGAAAGGCGGCGCUUUGAACUAUGGAAUCGUCACCAAGUUUGAGUUCAAGACCUUCAAGGCCCGUCAUGUUACCAGCACUUUCCAGAUUUUCCCUGAGUCGGCAGCAAAGGAUUAUAUCAAGGCCGCAUGCGACAUGGUUCUCUCAGACGACGGGUCUGUCGGAGCGGGUGCGGUUAUCAACAUCAACUACAACACAACGACCAAGAAAGCUACACCGCAGAUCUUUGGCCUUCAAGAAGGCACAAAGUCACCUCCAUCCCGGUUUGCCAACUUUACUGCUAUCCCGAACGCUGUGACACGAGUCCAUAAUGUUACUACUCCGGUCGAAUGGCACUCUAAGUUUGAUACCCCGAACCAAAUGUUCCGAGUCUCCUUUGGUCACCACACGAUAAAGCCCGAUGCCGAGAGAUUAACCGAGAUUUACAAGGCGUGGAUAGAGGCGAUUGCUGAUAUCGUGGAUGUUCCUGGCCUUUUCCCAACCUUCAUUCUUAACCUGGCUCCGCGAACUGCAGCAACCGUGGCCAAGAAGAACGGAAUCGGCAAUACUUUUGGUCUGGACGACAAGGAGCCUCAUAUCUGGUGGCAGUUAACCACUUCAUGGGCGCGCUCUGAAGAUGAUGUCAAGGUGACAACCUGGGUUCGAACAUUCCUGGAGGGCUUCCAUGCCGAGAAUAAGGAUUUGGGACUUUCUACCGAGUUUCUUUAUGGUGGAGAUGUGGCUGAGUACCAGAACCCAUUGCUUCAGUACCCGCAGAAGAACGUGGACAAGAUGAGGAGCAUUCGGGCUAAAUAUGACCCUGACCUCGUGUUCAGCAAGCUGAACUGGGGGGGCUUUAAGCUUGGUCUGUAG